Chelonoidis abingdonii (Abingdon island giant tortoise) is the source of this 1903-nucleotide messenger RNA. RefSeq names its product ATPase family AAA domain containing 3A (gene ATAD3A). Gene Ontology annotation, biological process: mitochondrion organization. Gene Ontology annotation, cellular component: mitochondrion. NCBI's taxonomy places the organism in Eukaryota, Metazoa, Chordata, Testudines, Testudinidae. The record is from RefSeq and is a predicted model, not a curated record. Gene Ontology annotation, molecular function: zinc ion binding; ATP binding; ATP hydrolysis activity.
AUGUCGUGGCUGUUCGGCCUGAACCGGGGCUCUCCCCCUGUGACGGGGGACGGAGGCCAGGGCGGGGCGGGCCUGGCCCUGCCGCCCCCUCCCUCCGCCGGCGGCCCCGCAGCGGGGGACGGAGCCGGGGACCGGCACGCGCCCAAGGACAAAUGGAGCAACUUUGACCCCACUGGGCUGGAGCGGGCGGCCAAGGCGGCCAGGGAGCUGGAGGCCUCCCGCUAUGCAAAAGAUGCUCUUAGUCUUGCUCAGCUGCAGGAACAGACAUUGCAAAUGGAGCAGCAGUCCAAAAUUAAGGAAUAUGAGGCAGCCAUUGAACAGCUGAAGAAUGAACAGAUCCGGGUACAAGCAGAUGAGAGAAGAAAGACACUAAAUGAAGAAACCAGACAGCAUCAAGCGAGGGCCCAAUAUCAGGACAAGCUGGCAAGGCAGCGCUAUGAAGAGCAGCUGCGGCAGCAGCAACUCCUUAAUGAAGAGAACUUGAGGAAGCAGGAGGAAUCUGUGCAGAAGCAGGAAGCAAUGAGGCGAGCCACUGUGGAGCGGGAGAUGGAGUUGCGGCACAAAAAUGAGAUGCUGCGCAUCGAAGCAGAAGUGCGAGCCCGCGCAAAGGCUGAGCGUGAGAACGCAGACCUCAUUCGGGAGCAGAUCCGCCUGAAAGCUGCUGAGCAUCGCCAGACAGUGUUAGAUUCUCUCAAGACAGCGGGUACGUUGUUUGGAGAAGGAUUUCGUGCCUUUGUAACAGAUUGGGAUAAAGUUACAGCCACGGUGGCAGGUCUGACUCUGCUGGCAGUGGGGAUAUACACUGCCAAGAACGCUACUGGGGUUGCAGGGCGGUACAUAGAAGCUCGUCUGGGCAAGCCCUCCCUGGUGAGAGAGACCUCACGCAUUACUGUGCUGGAGGCACUCAAGCAUCCCAUCAAGGUUGGCAAGCGUCUUACCAGCAAGGCUCAAGAUGCUCUUGAAGGAGUUGUUCUCAGCCCCAAGCUGGAGGAGCGUGUAAGAGACAUUGCCAUAGCAACAAGAAAUACCAGAAAGAACAAAAGUUUGUACAGGAAUAUCCUUAUGUAUGGCCCACCUGGUACUGGGAAGACUCUCUUUGCCAAGAAAUUAGCCAUGCAUUCAGGCAUGGAUUAUGCCAUCAUGACAGGUGGCGAUGUCGCCCCUAUGGGGCGGGAAGGAGUUACUGCCAUGCACAAAGUCUUUGACUGGGCUAACACGAGUAGGAGAGGUCUCUUGCUGUUUGUAGAUGAAGCUGAUGCAUUCUUACGGAAGAGGGCAACAGAGAAAAUCAGUGAAGACCUAAGAGCGACAUUGAAUGCAUUUCUGCACAGGACAGGACAGCACAGCAGCAAGUUUAUGCUUGUUUUAGCAAGUAACCAGCCGGAGCAGUUUGACUGGGCCAUCAACGACCGAAUUGAUGAAAUGGUGAACUUUGAUCUACCGCAGCUACAAGAGCGGGAGCGUCUGGUGAGGAUGUAUUUUGAUAAGCACGUCUUGAAGCCUGCCACAGAGGGGAAACAGCGUCUAAAGCUGGCCCAGUUUGACUACGGGAAAAAGUGUUCUGAGAUUGCCAAGCUGACAGAGGGCAUGUCUGGCCGAGAGAUCUCCCAACUUGCUGUGGCAUGGCAGGCCGCAGCCUAUGCGUCCGAGGACGGCGUCCUGACCGAGGCCAUGAUCGACGCCCGCGUGGCCGACGCGGUGCAGCAGCACAAGCAGAAGAUGGAGUGGCUGAAAGCGGAGGGCACAGAGCCGAGCAAGGAGGCCGGCAAAAGCCAACGGCUGCCUCUCCCCACGGGGACGGCUGUCUGAGAAGCUGCAGACUGGUGUGCGUGGGGAGGGUGGCGGGGAAUCCCACUGGAGAGUUGGUUGGCCAGCCGUGUGGGUGGAAUCACGUGCUGGAGAU